Messenger RNA from Mauremys mutica (yellowpond turtle), 1284 nucleotides. RefSeq names its product gamma-crystallin B-like. The record is from RefSeq and is a predicted model, not a curated record. Gene Ontology annotation, molecular function: structural constituent of eye lens. Gene Ontology annotation, biological process: visual perception; lens development in camera-type eye. NCBI's taxonomy places the organism in Eukaryota, Metazoa, Chordata, Testudines, Geoemydidae. The transcript has 3 exons. Bases 678 to 1229 code for a protein of 183 amino acids.
UCCUGGUGUGGACGGGUGCACGGUUAAUUCGAAUUAACGCUGCUAAAUUCGAAUUAAAGUCCUAGUGUGGACCAGGCCUCAGACAAGCCCUCUGUGGAUGGGGAUGGACGCUGCACACCUACUGCUCAUCUCAUGCUGGUCUCUCAGGAGACUGUUCCAGACUCCAUACUGCUGACCCCAAAGCUACUGAAUGGCAAAAAUCACGUGAGGUCUACCUAAGCCCUUUUGACAUUUUUUUUUGACAUACACAUUUCAGUUUUUAUUUCCCUACUUUCCAUUUUGUCAUUUGAAUCCUCUUCCAUCUUUAUUGUACAGCGCACUUCUGCGUUCACUAAUAACAAUGCAACUGCAGAGACUCUAUAGAAAAGGAUUGUUGAUGCCAUCACAUCCAGUCCACUCUGUCACUCGGCCAGAAGUUUCUCCCUUUUCCUGAACUAUGUUGUCUUCAAUGUAAAAAUGACUGUGCUGACAGAUCCAGGGCCCAGAACUGCUCACUGGUAACAAUAGGAAUAAAAUCUGUUCCCCACUACACAAAACCUAUGGACACUAGUUAAAAGAGUGAAUGAGACCCCAGAGUCAUGAGUUGGCUCUAUGAACAGAGAAAAGACUUUUGUUAACGUGUGCACACUUAGCACUGGUUGUGAGGUAUAAAAAGGCAGUUGCCCAGCUGCAGUGCUAUGGCUUGUAGCCUGAAUCCAGCUACGAUGGAAAAGAUCAUCCUUUUUGAGGAGAGAAACUUCCAGGGCCGCUCUGUUGAGUGCAGCAGCGACCGGCCGGAUUUUCAAAGUCAGCUCAGCCGCUGUAACUCCGUCCGCGUGGAAAGUGGCUGCUUCAUGCUCUAUGAACGUCCCAACUUCCAGGGACAGCAGUUCUUUCUGAAACGGGGGGAUUAUCCUGACAUGCAGUCUGAGGGUUUCAGCACCUCCAUUAAGUCCUGCCGGAUGAUCCCGUCUCACAGGGGCACCUACAGGAUAAAGAUCUAUGAGAAGGAGGAUCACAGAGGCAACAUGGUGGAGUUAACCGAGGACUCUCCGCAAGUCAUGGACCAGCUACGCUCCCCCGAGAUGCUCUCUUGUUCUGUGCUGGAGGGGCACUGGAUCCUUUACGAAUUGCCGAAUUACAGAGGCCGCCAAUACCUGCUGAGGCCAGGGCAGUACCGGAGAUUCAGCGAGUGGGGCGCUAUGAGUGGCAGAGUCGGCUCUUUGAGACGUGCCACUGAUCUCUACUGAAUCAAGACGCCUUUUGUCUGGAAGGGUCUCAACAAAUAAAAUGCUUUAACAACCA